Messenger RNA from Diprion similis, 803 nucleotides. RefSeq lists its product as uncharacterized. Bases 36 to 707 code for a protein of 223 amino acids. The record is from RefSeq and is a predicted model, not a curated record. NCBI's taxonomy places the organism in Eukaryota, Metazoa, Arthropoda, Insecta, Hymenoptera, Diprionidae. The transcript has a single exon.
GUAUAACGAUUGAAAAAUUUCCCCCAUUUUCAGAAAUGGCGCUGAGAAGAGCAUCGUUCCUGAUAAUAUUAUCAGCGGUGAAGUUGUCUCGAUGCGCGUUGGUGCUUCCACGUCCUCCUCACUCUCCGAACUCCAUCGAGCAGAGUAUCGCGGGUCGAAUAUUGGAUGGAAAAUCUUUGUACAACGACAAGUCUUCGUUCGGGAGUACGACGAACGUCGAAAAGCCAAACACGGACGACUUUCGGCUCCUGGAAAUCGAGUUGCGUUCCGGAAGUUCAUCGGAAGGCGUCAAGAAAACACCGGCUAGCGGUAAGCUGGACGUUUUCGACGAGAAGAUCUCGUCGAUGCCCGGAGAAAUCGGCCGCCAUGAAGAAAAGCUCUACUACCUCAAGCAGGCAGGCCGAAAACGGACCAGCUGGGAGCCCAGGUCCUACCUGAAGGCUCUACUCGAGGGUGAGAAACGCUACGCCAUCACCAAGAGCCUCUUUUACCCGAGAAAGAAACACGGGAGGAUCGUCGACGCGCUGGAAAACGAACAACUCGAAACCUCUACUACGGAGAAUUCACUCCCCACGUCCAGCGAACUUCCAAAACAGAUUCCACCACCCCCUAGCAGGGUGCCAAGUCUUACGAUUAUCGCCCACACAACCCCGGUCCUCAAAUUCAUGUCCGGGAGGUCGGAUAUACUUCCUGGUUAUAAAUUUUGAAGAAGGCCUAGGGAAUUUUGAAAAUUUAUAACUAGAUAACUGAUUAUUAGAUUCGAUUUGGAGUUGUUUUAUUGUUAGUCAUUUGUAAGUGGGUCG